This is a messenger RNA of Cyphomyrmex costatus, 1790 nucleotides long. Its product is annotated as transmembrane 7 superfamily member 3. Gene Ontology annotation, biological process: negative regulation of programmed cell death. NCBI's taxonomy places the organism in Eukaryota, Metazoa, Arthropoda, Insecta, Hymenoptera, Formicidae. The transcript is spliced from 8 exons. Gene Ontology annotation, cellular component: plasma membrane. The coding region runs from base 74 to 1726 and encodes 550 amino acids. The record is from RefSeq and is a predicted model, not a curated record.
UGCUACUCCGUCGCAACGAAAACGCCGGUUCACACUUGGACAGUAACUCGAGCGAGUGAAUACGUAAUACGGGAUGUGCGCUGACAUGAAUCCAACUGUUAUCUUUCUAUUAGUUUUGUCAUUAUUCGUCGGUAACGAGACGGUGGCGUUAGAAAAUACGACUACCAAACCCGACAACAUGGAGAUAACCAUAUCUUUAUUGAAUCAUCGUGAGAAUGACGCAUUUAAACAACGAAUAAAUUUAGCCCCAUUUAAUCGCUUAAAUAUUACUGUGAGAGAUGUUCCAUUGGAUAUUUGGUUUAUUGUUUUACAAAUUCAUACAUUUCAAUACAAUGCAACGUUAUCUUACGACAAAGCACUGCUUGAUAAAGUGUCGGACAGAAGUUUAUUCGGAUCAAACAUUGGUCUGUAUUUAAAAACGCACGAUGUAACAACUCCAAUACAGGUUUUCUUGAAGCAUGAAAACUUGUAUAGUAUCGAUGCAUUGCUCGUAAUUGUCACAUACGGUCAAAAUGCGCCGGUACCGGGUGGUUGUAACAUGGAGUUCGAUAUCAAAAUAUCGCCGUAUCAAAAACUCUAUGCAGAAAACGGAAUGAUAUUAGUAGACACGCAGCCAGCAUCAAUUCUUUUCUCCAACGGUUCAUCAAUUUCCUGUGAAAAAAACCCAGUACAACACAAGAUGUACCGUCUUUAUCUGCCUAGACAGGAUUUUACUCCAGAUACAUACUUCGAUGUGAUCACGAGAAUGCUGACUGUGCAAGACAUUGUGCAGAACGGCGACGAGAUACCAGCAGGUGCUCUUACGAGUUCUAUGAGACGUAUCUACAGUGCGUACACCGGCACAGGAUCAGUGUAUGCCACAGUUGCUACUUAUGAAAAUUACUCUUCAGCUUACGUCCCAAUUUUGACAUACGCUUGCAGUCCUUUGCUCUAUCCAAAAAGUUGUAAAGUUUUAAAUGACGUAUUCGCACAUAUAAUUUGCGCACUGGUUCUGAUAAUAGGUUGUCUAUCCAUUAUUAUAGGGCAUAAAUACCCUUUUAUAGAUCGUUUGUUACCGAGCUGUAUGAUAGGUGGUAUUUUCGGCUACAUUAUAGCACUGAGUACCAGCGAUUACAGCAUCGCAAUCAACGUUCUGAUAGGUUUGCUAUGUGCUAUAGCUGUAACCAUAUUAGCAAUCUUAGGCGCUUGUACGUUAUUACGCAAUAUAUCAUUGGGAUUCUUAUGCGCGUGUAUCGCAUACCUCUAUGCUCCAGCGUGGAUGUUUUAUGUUGUGGAGCAAAAUUGGUUAUUCUGGCCUAUGUUCAUAAGCCUAAUAAUUACAACAACCACACUUCUGAUGACAAUUCCCUAUGUUGCUGAAAUGACUGCACGUGUCCUUUUCGGAUCUUGUUUCGUAAUUGUUGCGAUCGAUUAUUAUACUGGAAGUAAUUUGAAAUAUAUCAUUAUUUCCAUAAUCAGGAGGAUAACUAUAUCUGGAUUUAAUUUAGCGUUCGUAUAUCCUCCAAUUCAAGUUACAGAUGUAACUUUGAUUAUAGUCUGGAGUAUUCUGAUAACAGUACGAUUUAUUAUACAAUCGUAUGCUUCUUUAUGUUGUAAGAAAAAGUUUACAGGAUUAAAACAUGAUACAGAAAGAGUAUCUUUACUACUUAACCAUCAUGAUGACUGUCCUACCGAAAGGAGGUUUCGUAACCGGCCUCGAUAUUAUAAACGUUAUAUAAUAUUAUAAAUGGUAUAAACUAUCAUUUGGUGCGUUUCAUGCAUGAUGCGCAUAAUAUAUCGUUUAUCCUUGU